Molecule: messenger RNA, 829 nt
Organism: Dicentrarchus labrax (European seabass)
Lineage: Eukaryota; Metazoa; Chordata; Actinopteri; Moronidae
Exons: 7
Coding region: 39-644 (201 amino acids)
Source: RefSeq, a predicted model, not a curated record
CUACAAGCAACUCGAGGUGCCAGCACCAAAGGCACAGAAUGUUCCGAGAACAUCACCCUGGAUGGAAAAUGGUGAAGGGCAAGAAGAGGAUCCAAUCUGAGGAGCAUCCCUCUAGGCUAUCUGAAAGCAGGCUGGUUCGGCAUCAGGUGGAUGGAUGUCCAAUUGUGCUGAAGGAGUGUUUCAUCCCCCUGAAUCCUGUCAAGUUCAGCAGUUCCAUGUUGGCUGCCAUGGAUGCUGUGGUUCGAGCACAUCUUCCGAGCCUGGAUUGCCCAGCUAUUCCACAAGACGCAACGAAACCAAAUGUGGAACAAAGACUGAAACUUACCUGCAAGAGGAGACUUGCAAUGUGCCAGGUCAAGGCAACACCCAGUGUUGUGGAGGUGUCUCCCAGGCUGACACCUGCCGCUGUGUGGUUGCAAAGGAGGAGGUGCAUGUCCUCAGAGCCAUCAUCUACCACUGCUGUGGAAGAGGUUGUGGAGGAGGAGGAGGUCAGCAGGUCAGGUCCCCCUAUUCAGCGCCCAUCAAGAUUCAUCAAAAAACAAGCCAGUACUGGAUCAGAUCAUCUCCUUAUCCCAAGGAGUUGGACUAAGAUCACCCCUUGCCAGAGGAGGAGACUACCCCGUCCUUCAUUCCCUGUCACUUGAGUAUACAUCAUUGUGGUAGGAUUGUGAAACCCUCACGCCUUACUACUUGAAUUUUUGACAGACAUAAAAGCACUUUGAAAUUGAAAUUGACUGACUAAAGUUAGCUGAACUGACAACUACAAAAGGAACAAACUUGAACUUGAGUGGAGCAAAGAAAUCCUGAAUUCCAUUCUAUACCAGAGACA